This is a messenger RNA of Symbiodinium necroappetens, 1631 nucleotides long. The record is from the annotation of a GenBank genome assembly. NCBI's taxonomy places the organism in Eukaryota, Dinophyceae, Suessiales, Symbiodiniaceae.
AUGCGACAGGCUUUCCGAGAAACCAGCCGACCAGCAGUGCAGUCCUGGCUGGAAAAGAGGAUUGGUUUGGCCAGCUUCGACAGAUCGUAUUACUACACUGUAGACACAAAGCAGAAGAUGUUCUACUCAGCGAUCACCGCUGACCUAGAGGCAGUUCGAUUGAGAGACGCUGGCUUCGAUGAUGUGAGGAUACGAAUUUGCAACAUAAUCAACUUUUUCGACAUUAAAACCAAGCCAAAGGCUGCUCGGAUCAAUGCUGCGGUCAUCCGCCUCCUUGAGCGCGGAGAUGUGUGGGGCGCGCAGUUGCUGCUCAGUCGUGGGGUGGCGCUAGCUUUCAAGAAGCCGCUAUCGUCCAUGCGAGUAGGCAGUAGCAUUUUCGACGCAUCUUCGGCGCACAAUCUCUACGGACAGGCGCAUGGUUAUAAGGUUGCAGCACAGGCAGUGGAUGCACGACGGACCUUCUUCCUGGCAUGCUCAAGUAAUACUUCGUCCAAAGCUGCUUCGCCGCAGCCACUGCCAUCCACGCAUGCUUGCAGUUCUGCGGCAGCGCCCAAAGUUGGCAACGGCACUGAUCCCGAUAUGCAGUCAAACAACACAGGAUCCAGGUUUCUUUCCACAACGAGCCACACGGCCGACCCAAACACGGUUACCUACAACACGAUGUUGAGUGCCCUUGACGUUGCUGGCAAGUGGUCCCUGUCUGCUGCUCUUGCUUCCAGAGCAGCGGUUGCCCUCGACAGUGUCAGCUUUAAUACAGUUCUCUCUGCACUGUCUCGAAGAGCCUUAUGGGCAGCAGCUUCUCGCUGGCUUUGCAGCAUGCGCAUCCAACGCGCACCCGCAGACAGCAUCUCUUUCAAUUCCACAUUGACCGCCUUGGGACGGCGAGGACUCUGGGAAAAGGCGCUGUCGAUGUUUGCAGAGCUUAGACGAACGUCCCUGCAAACUGACGCAGCUACUGAAGGAGGUCACCUUGCGAUGUUGCAUGCGAUGGAGCAGAAGGGGCAGUGGCAAAGAGCAGCUGUUCGUCUGAAAGCCGCUGCCGAAGACGGUGCUUGUUAUCGCUUGCGCGCCGUCAGCGCAACCACCUCUGCAUGCGAAAAGGGGACUGCUUGGCAAUUUGCUGCAGCUGUGGUGGGAGACAUGACCAACUCCAAGAGCAUCAGGCCAGAUGAAGUGUUCAUCAGCGCCAUGGUAAGUGCCCUGGAAAACUGCAGUCGGUGGCAGGCUGCAUUGGCAGCGGUGUCACUGAUGCCUGCCGGCGGCUUGAGCACUGACAUGGUCAGCUGCAGCAGUGCAAUCAGCGCCUGUGAGAACGCUUGUCGCUGGACUAUGGCUGCGGCGCUUCUGCAGCACUUCGCAAACUUGAGCGUGCUGCCCUCGCUUAUCACACUCAACUCCAUCACGCUGACAUGUGCACGGGUGGCUCUCUGGCAAGCAUCGCUACACUUGCUGCGGCUGCUGACUCCGUACAGUGCUGACCGGACAAGCUUCAAUGCAGCUCUUGUUUCACUUGCCCCCAAUGGGAAGUGGCAGCAAGCGGCAGCACUAGUGACCGACAUGAUGUCACAAGAGGAGUUGCCGGAUGAGCUCAGCUGCGACUCUGCUUUCAGUGCAUGUGCAAGGGCAUCUCA